Tripterygium wilfordii is the source of this 4086-nucleotide messenger RNA. RefSeq names its product oligopeptide transporter 7-like. The record is from RefSeq and is a predicted model, not a curated record. The coding region runs from base 1317 to 3959 and encodes 880 amino acids. The transcript is spliced from 15 exons. Gene Ontology annotation, molecular function: oligopeptide transmembrane transporter activity. Gene Ontology annotation, biological process: transmembrane transport. Lineage: Eukaryota; Viridiplantae; Streptophyta; Magnoliopsida; Celastrales; Celastraceae.
CAGCUCAGGGCCCAAUCAUUUUUAGCAAGAGCAGCGUACUAAUGCGUAUAGUAAGUCGUAUGGAGUGAAGUGUGAGGAGUUUCCCGCACUCUUCUCCCUUCUCUAUCGCUGCAGCUUUUUCAAGUCAAUCGACCGGACUUUGCUUAACGAUGGAUAAGGUAUCGGAACUGCCCCUGCCGGAGGAUUUCCUUGAUUUUGUUGAAGCGAACGGAUUGGACCCUUCGAUUUAUGCUGCCGGUGACUGUAUUCCUCGCUAUGUGAGGUUAAAUAAUGUAUAAAGUAUGUUUUGGGAAGAUUGAAGCUUGGUAGAGAAGCUCAUGUGGAAGAGAUUGAAGCUGAGAUUAAGUGUAAGCUUGAGAAAGUGGGUUGGUUGCCUGGAUUUUAUCCGCUUCCAACUGAUAUUCAGAUUGCUAAUACAAAAGCUUACAAGGAAGGAAAGGAGGAGUAGCAUAGGCAAUGGCUUUAUCAAGGUAGUAUUUUCAGAUGAUUUUCAGUUCAAUUUCUUCCUAAGCAGGAUUUAUGGUGGUCCUUGCUGCUGUUUUGGAGUCCUUUUCAAGCUGUUUUUGGGCCCUUUUCGUGUGGUUUUUCUUCUGGAGAGCUCUUUUGUGCUUCAUGUGUCUUGUUUGAAGGAAGGGCAAUAGGUUUUCCUUAAUCUCUUCAGCUGCAUUUCAUUCUCAAAUCACCUUCUCUAUAUUGGCAAUAUUCAUCGCCAUGGCGUUUCAGAUUGGUGGAUAGGCUUUUGUUUGGGACUGCUUUGUUCUCUUCUUUCCUUCCCACAAAAUUUCCUUUAUUGUACUCUAUCUUUUCAAGGGGCGAUGAGUUUGGUGGAUAGGCAUUGUUUGGAAAGGCUUUGCGCUCUUUUACCUUCAUUCAAUAUCUUUCAAGUGCAGUUUCACUUCUUCUCAAAUUUCUAUGGUUUCAGUUGAUGUUCUUCAAUCUUUAAAUGGCCUUUGUGGAAGUUCUUGGCAUAGCUUCAGUUUAGAUUACUCUCUUUGAUUCUUAUGGAGGGGGCGUAUAACAAAGACAUUUCACCUUGAUCCUGUGACAUCACAAACUAGUGGACUGUUUGUAGCAAAGUUCACCAAAUUGGCUUCAUAACCAAGGCUAAACCUCAAUCAACAACAAACUAAAAUGGUUUGUAUAUUUCAGAUUUAUCCCCUGGUUUAUAAUUCAGACCCCCUGGUUUAUAAUUCAGACCAGAGGCAGGAGGUAUCAUCGACAAGGUUACUUAAAAAUCUCAUUCAUUGGCUUCGAAGAUGAUCAUACUGGGAGUGUAAGAGUCCGAGUUUAGGUUCACCUUCAAAAGGUAAACUUGUAUGGGUUAUUCUCGAUUAUUCAAAAAAAAGGGAUGGACUUACCCUCGCAAGAAAAACAACAAUUCCAGAAAACAACUUUCAGAAAUUCGAACGCGAGUGCAGUUCUUGGCUAAUUGCAGGAGGGAUCAUGGAUGUCGUCCAAGUAUCAGACCAGAUACAUUGAACUUUUCCAUCAUCAGAGCACUAUUUGGGCACUACUACUCGUCGUUAGUGACCAAAUCCAUAUUGUUCCCAUGUGGAUUGAGUACGGAAACAAUAAUUGACGCUGGGCAAGCUGCUGCGGUGGAAUGCCAGCUGCUGCAGUGGAAUGCGGGGCAGAUGACCAUCGGAGACGAAAUCACCUCUCCUUUCAUUCAGAAGGAAGAAACCUACAAGGAAGGUAAGGAUGAUGUCUCCUGUUCGCGCGCAUCGGAGGAUGGUCCCGACGGCGGUGAGAAUUCUCCGAUCGAGCAAGUGGCUCUCACUGUCCCGACGACCGACGAUCCCUCUCUACCAACAUUCACGUUCCGCACAUGGACCUUGGGAAUCCUGGCCUGCGUUCUCCUUUCGUUCGUAAACCAGUUCUUCUUGUACCGCAGAGAACCUCUCACUGUCGCCGCGACCUGUGCACAGAUUGUGAUGGUUCCGAUAGGUCACCUCAUGGCCUCCAUGAUCACGAACAGAGUCUUCUUCAAGGGUCAAAAGUGGGAAUUCAGUCUCAAUCCAGGUCCUUUCAAUGUUAAAGAGCAUGUGCUCGCGACGAUCUUCGCGAACGCCGGCGCCGGGAGUGUGUACGCGAUUCACGUCGUCAGCACGGUCAAGGUAUUCUACAAGAAAGAAUUGACUUUCGUAGUCGCCUUGCUGGUCGUUUUAACGUCGCAGGUGCUGGGAUUCGGGUGGGCUGGCGUGUUCCGGCGGUACCUGGUGCAGCCCGCCGCCAUGUGGUGGCCUCAGAAUCUCGUCCAAGUAUCACUCUUCAGGGCAUUACAUGAGAAGGAGGAAAGGCCCAGGGGAGGAUUAAUGAGAAAUCAGUUCUUCCUCAUUGCUUUCAUUUGCAGCUUUGCUUAUUAUGUCUUUCCUGGCUACCUCUUUCCCAUGCUUAGUUCCCUAUCAUGGGUGUGCUGGGUAUUUCCUACUUCCGUCCUAGCCCAUCAGCUUGGCUCUGGGCUGCAUGGUCUUGGCAUUGGUGCUGUUGGACUCGAUUGGGCUAGCAUAUCUUCAUACCUUGACAGUCCACUAGCCAGCCCUUGGUUUGCAACUGCCAAUGUUGCUGCAGGAUUCAUCCUUAUUAUGUAUGUCAUCACUCCUGUUACGUAUUGGCUCAAUAUCUUUAAGGCCAAGACAUUUCCCAUAUUCUCAGAUGGACUAUUUACGUAUACUGGCCAAAGCUACAAUAUCUCAGCAGUUAUAGACCAAAAUUUUCGGCUCGACAUUGAUGCAUAUGAACAGGAGGGUCCUCUAUAUAUCAGCACCCUCUUUGCUAUGGUUUAUGGUCUUUGUUUUGCAGGCCUGACUGCUGUUGUUGUUCAUGUUCUGCUCUUCCAUGGGAGUGAUAUAUGGCAGCUGAGCAUAUCUGCCUUUGAAGAGAAGACAAUGGAUGUGCAUACAAAGUCUAUGAGGAAAUAUAAGCAAGUCCCUGAAUGGUGGUUCAUGUGCAUCCUUCUCCUGAAUAUUUUGGCUACCAUUUUUAUAUGUGAGUACUACAAUGACCAACUACAGUUGCCAUGGUGGGGAGUCUUGCUAGCUUGUGGUCUUGCCAUAUUUUUCACGCUUCCUAUGGGCAUCAUCAAGGCAACAACAAAUCAGACAACAGGCUUGAAUGUCAUCAGCGAGUAUAUCAUUGGCUACUUGUAUCCAGGAUAUCCUGUCGCUAACAUUUGCUUUAAGGUAUAUGGUUACAUCAGUAUGAAACAAGCGAUCACUUUCUUGCAAGACUUCAAGCUUGGGCACUACAUGAAGAUUCCUCCUAGAUCCAUGUUUACUGCACAGGUUGUCCCUCUUCUGACGCAUUCUCCUGUUAAUGUAGCAAGAACAUUUGUCAGUAAAAUGGUGUUUGGUACUGUCAUAGCAGCAUUCGUGCAUUUAGGAACGGCUUGGUGGCUCAUAGAAACCAUCCCAGAUAUAUGUGACCGUGCAUUGCUUCCAACAGGCAGCCCAUGGACUUGCCCCAGUGACCAUGUAUUCUACGAUGCCUCUGUAAUAUGGGGUUUGAUUGGUCCUCGCAAAAUUUUUGGAGAUCUUGGCUAUUAUUCCUCCAUCAAUUGGUUUUUCUUAGUCGGGGCUAUAGCUCCCGUCCUAGUUUGGAUUGCACAGAAGGCCUUUCCAAGCCAGCGUUGGAUUGGGCUUAUUAACAUGCCAGUGCUUCUAGGCGCUACACUAAACAUUCCACCAGCUACCUCUGUCAACUACACUAGUUGGGUUCUUACUGGAUUUGCCUCCGGCUUCAUUGCCUACAGGUAUUACCGUGACUGGUGGAGCCGCCAUAACUACGUGUUGUCUGCUGCACUGGAUGCUGGGUUAGCCUUCAUGGCAGUAUUAUUGUACUUGUGCUUGGACAUGGAGCAUGUUACACUCAACUGGUGGGGAAGUGAACCUGAUUGUUGUCCAUUGGCUUCCUGCCCGACUGCUCCUGGGGUUGCUGUUAAAGGCUGCCCAGUUUUCUGAAUGAAGUCAUUACUAAUUUGAGCCCAAGUGAUCUGUGAUAUUUGUUUCCAGCACUGUACAAAUACAGAGUAAUAAAUUUACCUUGUCUGUAAAUGAUUGUUUGAACAAAGUUCUGCUUCUCACCUCU